This is a messenger RNA of Dromaius novaehollandiae (emu), 6793 nucleotides long. It is a transcript of the gene ASXL1, whose product is annotated as ASXL transcriptional regulator 1. NCBI's taxonomy places the organism in Eukaryota, Metazoa, Chordata, Aves, Casuariiformes, Dromaiidae. The transcript is spliced from 11 exons. Gene Ontology annotation, biological process: positive regulation of transcription by RNA polymerase II; animal organ morphogenesis. The coding region runs from base 82 to 4800 and encodes 1572 amino acids. Gene Ontology annotation, cellular component: PR-DUB complex. The record is from RefSeq and is a predicted model, not a curated record. Gene Ontology annotation, molecular function: peroxisome proliferator activated receptor binding; chromatin binding; DNA binding.
GCGCGCCGCCGCCGCCCCGCCCCGCCCCGCCGUCGCCUAACGGUCCGCGCCCGCCGCCCCGCCGCCCCGCGCGGGAGGAAGAUGAAGGAGAUGAAGCAGCGGAGGAAGAAGGAGCGCACGUGGGCUGAGGCCGCCCGCCUGGUGCUGGAAAACUACUCUGAUGCUCCUAUGACCCCAAAACAGAUUCUGCAGGUCAUAGAGGCUGAAGGACUGAAGGAAAUGAGUGGCACUUCUCCCCUAGCCUGUCUCAAUGCCAUGCUUCAUUCCAAUUCAAGGGGAGGUGACGGACUCUUUUACAAACUGCCUGGACGCAUCAGCCUUUUCACACUCAAGAAGGAUGCCUUGCAGUGGUCUCGGAAUCUGUCUGUGCCAGAAGGGGAGGAGUUGGAGGAUACAGCAGAUGCAGAAAGCUGCGAGUCCAAUGAAGCAAGCACUGUGAGUGGUGAUAAUGAUGGUAAGUGUUUAAUAACAUUAAUCUUAAACUACAAGCAUCUACUUUGGUGUCUGACUGAGUGCACUCCUAUUCCAGUGUCUCUGGAUGAUACCUCCUCUAAUGCCUCCUGUUCCACUGAAUCUCAAAGCAAGGGACCCUCCACUGCUAGGGAGAGCUAUAGAACAGCCUCACAGACAGCCAAACAAAAGAAGAAGACUGGCGUAAUGCUGCCUCGUGUUGUCUUAACGCCACUGAAAGUAAAUGGGGCACACAUGGAGUCUGCGUCCGGCUUCACAGGAAGGCACGCUGAUGGAGAGAGCAGCAGCACAUCCAGCAGUAGCAGCAGCUCUUUGGCCUUGUGCAAUGCCACCAUGCGCAGUAGAACAGAAAUAAACAGGGAUCCUCCACAGUUGCUGAGAGGUAUCCGAAAGCCCACAGCUGGACAGAUGAAGCGAAACAGGGGUGAGGAUAUUGACUUUGAAACACCCGGGUCCAUUCUUGUCAAUACAAACCUGCGAGCUCUUAUAAACUCCAGAACCUUUAAUGCGCUCCCAUCACACUUCCAGCAGCAGCUUCUUUAUCUCCUUCCAGAAGUGGAUAGACAGGUUGGGGCAGAUGGGCUGAUGCGUCUCAGUGGCAGUGCUCUGAAUAAUGAAUUCUUCACCCAUGCUGCUCAAAGCUGGAGAGAGCGACUAGCUGAUGGUGAAUUCACGCAUGAGAUGCAAGUUAGAAUUCGACAGGAAAUGGAAAAGGAAAAGAGAGUGGAGCAAUGGAAAGAGAAGUUCUUUGAAGACUACUACGGACAAAAGUUGGGCUUGACCCAAGAAGAAUCCCAGGAGCAGAAUUUGGCGCAAGAAGACGCUGAGAACAGGACAGGAUUGUCUGUUCAAGGAGAAGCAAGACUACAGCGUGGUCCUUCUACACGGCAGAGAGAUGGGCACUUCAAGAAACGCUCCAGGGCAGAUCUGCGAUGCAGAGCCAGGAGGAGCCUGUAUAAAACACGUGAACCUGAGCAAACGGAGGCUGACAAAGAGACUGUUCCUGUGCUGCCAGAUUCCUCCUUUCAUAAAGAGACAAAGCCUGAGAUAGAUCUAAAGAAAGAAGAUCUAAGAAGUGCUUCCGCUACAGUACUGAAGCCUGAGAGUUCAGAGUUGCUUGUCUCUCCAGAGACUUCCAAAUUACACAGUAAAUCGGAGGAUCUGUCAUUGGCAACUGCAAACAGAAUUCCCAGUUUGCCCCAGGAGAACUUAGCUCGGGAGUCAAAGGACCAGAAGAGGAAAUGCUUCGAGGAGGCUGCCUCUGCCUCCUUCCCCGAAAAGAAGCCGCGGCUUGAAGAUCGUCAGUCCUUUCGUAACACAAUUGAAAGUGUUCACCCAGAAAAGCCACAGCCUACUAAAGAGGAGCCAAAAGUCCCACCCAUCCGGAUUCAACUUUCACGUAUUAAACCACCCUGGGUGGUUAAAGGUCAGCCAGCUUACCAGAUAUGCCCCAGGAUCAUCCCCAACACGGAGCCCUCCAGCCGGGGCAGGACCGGGGCCAGAACACUCGCAGACAUUAAAGCCCGUGCUUUGCAAGCCCGAGCCCAGCGAGAAGCCGCCACAGCCGCCAUUGGAGGUGGGGGUGGCCCAGGCGGAGGGAGAAGCACUGACAAAGGAGGUGGCGGGGGAGAAUCCAGUAGCCAUACAGAGCACAGGAGAUCAAAGAGAACUCAUGGAAAGUGUUCGUCAGAUCUACAGCGAACACAAUUAUUGUCGUCUCUCCAUCUAAACGGAGAAAAGGCUAACUCUGGGGUGGCCGCUCAGGUGGCUAGCAUAAAUUCCUUCGUCUCUUCAAGACAGGACCCCUUUUCUUCAACGAAUGAAGGAAGCAGUGUUCUGGAAUGCACUGCAGACGUUAGCUCAGGGGAAGCUCGACUUGGUGAUGGUUCACCCAGAAGGCAGAUCUGUGAUGCUUUGGCUGGGUCAUCCUUUGACAGUGCAACUUCUGAGAGGCAGGAGGAGAGCCCUGAGCAGCUCCUCUGUGACGUAAGGACCAAAAACCUCCCUUGCGUUGCAUCACAGGACAGGCAAAGUAUGAAGCUGAAAUGUGUGGUUCCUCCAGUAAACGGUCUGUCUUGUUCUCAGGUACAGGGAACUGUGAUCAGUCCUACGGGAGAUGGCCGGAUUGUAUCAGGACUGAAAGAUGUUAGUUCUCCCGCAGUACAGUUGAAUUAUCAUUCCGAUGUGAAGGAAAAUUCCUCCGGUUGUCUUAGUCUUCUGUCAGAAUUGCCAUCAGAUGGUAGAGAAUGCCAUGAGCCAAAAAUGAUACCUAGAUUCAGAUUUAAUGGCUCUGAAACAUUUAUGGAAAAAUGUAUCACUGGUAGUGAUGACUCAAAAGCAAUGACUACUGGAAUGGAGAAAGCAAUUCCUGCGCUGUGUAAUUUCGCACAUCUGCAGGCAGAGAAAGAGAAUGACAGUAGGUUAAAUAAUGAAAAGCAGAACACAGAGUCUCUGGUGAAACCCUUUUUACAUGAUGAUUUCACUUCUCAGAAUAGGAUAGAUACUUCUGAAAAAGUCCCACAACUGAAGGAGAGGCAACCCAGAACAGAACCAGAAAAUGCAUGUCAGCCAUUGAGAGAGACUCAGGAGUUCAAGAUAAAUGGAGAUGAUGAAAUACAGAGUACGCACAGUGAAACAACAGAUACUGCUUCAGAUUUUGAAGCUGAUGUAGCUGAUGAGAAUAUAGAGAUGGAUAUAUGUUUCAGAAAUGUCAAUUUGAGGGAGGCAGCUGGGAAAGAUUCCUCCUGUCAGAGCAAUGCUAAGAGAUGUGAUAGAAUUAGAUCUAAAUCAUCUGUGGAAGCAGAUAGUCUUGCCUACGUUGUGGAUUUCCCCUCAGUCACAGUGAUGAGCAGCUUACCUCUGCCUCAGAGAUGGGGGCCAUGCGCACCAUUGUCCCCGAAACCUGAGAGGCAGCACGUGCCGUCAGGUUCUGCUCGGCCCAUAUCCUCUAUUGAAACCAACAACCCAUUGGUGAUGCAGUUGCUUAAGGGGAACCUUCCACUGGAAGAAGUUCUCCCAGUAUCUCAUUCCAGCAUCAGGCUGGAAAUCAGAGAGUCACCUCUGGAAAAGCAGUCAGAAAGCCUCUCCUUGCAAGCAGAGAGAGGUAGCAGCAGCUAUUUUGGCAAUGAAUCUUCUCGAGAUGCAGAAAUAAAGACAAGUGCCCUAAGCAGGAAUGAAGACUUGCACUCUACGAGACCUUUUAUAGAUCCCCAGGAAAAGCCGUGUGGAUCAGGGGCAGCACUGCCUAGAGCAGAGGGUAUGGAGAAUCCACCUAUUCCUGAAAAGCAUUCCAAAGUUGGCUCAACUUUAGGCUGUCAAGAUCAACGGGCAAAUGUGGCAAGUGCCUCUCAGAAGCCUGAAGACACGGGCCCCAGGGAAAGAACACUUUCUUCUUGUAGCUUUGAAGAGCAAAAGGAGUUGUCCAAGGUCCAUCAGGUGCCAGAGCACAACCCCUUAACAAGCGUCAUCACAAGUAAAAGUCCAGAGAAGGUAAAUCCAUCUAUAGGGCCUAGGUUUUUAUCUCCAAAUGUAACUUCUUUUGGACCAAAUCAGACAGGGGGCACCUCAGUCAAUAAAAAUUAUGCUGGAGUUCAAGGCAAAAAACUUUUUGGUUCUGGUUUUCCUUGCAACCCCAGUGUUAGACUACAUCACUCAAGGGCUUCGGAUCAAGUUUCAGCCAUGGGAACCUUGUCCCCCAGCAAACAGAUUCCUCUGAACAAGAGCUGUGCAUCUGGAGAAGGAAUGCCAGCUGUAAGGGAAGAAUGGACUUCAAAGCAGCACACAAACACCCUGGGAGAAAUAAAAAAUGAGAAUGUGUUGGCGUGUGACAGCCCAGCCAAGAAUAAUGCAGAGAACCGGAAGGAUGCAGCACAAAACCCUGUGGAGCUAACUGAACAUUUGCAAAGUGUUCCACUGGUUAUGGACUUGCCAUUUUUCAAGUUUUCAAGAGAGCCAGGAAAAGGACACAAUCAGCCUUUGGAGCCUUCUUCCGUACCCUCUCAGCUCAAUAUCAAGCAAGCAUUUUAUGGGAAGCUUUCUAAGCUGCAGCUUAAUACCACCAGCUUUAAUUAUUCAUCCAACACUCCAGCUUUUCCCAGAAGUCUUGCUGGAAGUAUGAUGCAGCUAACCCACAAAGCGAACUUUGCUGCAAACCAUAAUACAUCCCUUUCUGUGCAGAUGUUUGCCGAUAGCAGCAGUGUUGAAGAAAUAUCGUUCAAGUGUUCAUGCAGCCUUAAAGCCAUGAUCAUGUGUAAAGGCUGUGGGGCAUUCUGUCACGAUGACUGUAUAGGGCCCUCUAAGCUUUGUGUAUUGUGCCUUGUGGUGAGAUAAUAAAUUAUGGCCAUGGGACAAAUUGUAUAUUCAGUGUGUGUAUUUUGAUAAUGACUGUUCCUAAAACCUGUACACAAAUACUCUGUUUAUAGUAGAAAUGCUAUUACACUUUGUUUUGGUGAGGAAAGUUGACUUGCCUUCCCACUAAAAUCUACAGUGCAAAACCCUUUCUUGCUCACAAUUACACUCCAAUAUCUGUGGGUUGUGCCCCACUGGAGCGAUCCUUCUGCAUAAUGCUAUCAUGGAAGUACUGGUUGUGCUCUGGUACACAUGCUGAGGCUAACACCUGGUUGAGAGGCAGUUUGCUGUGGCAAUCCUUGGACCCUCUGUAAAGGAAACCUUUACAUCCAAAGGAACUGGAACAGGGUGUUUUCUAUUUAAGGGCUGAGCUAAGUUAGGCCCUACAGUCUUCCACUCUCCCCUUCUGCCAUCUCCAUUCUUGGUUUGUGUGGAAAGUACCGCUGUACAGUAAGUGUAAACAAAAAGCUGUUCUGCAGGUGACAGUUCUGUGCAGUCUUUGAAUGCUACAGCAGGACAUAGGAACCAGUAAAGCACUCUGCAGGUGGCUGUAGAGCCAUAUACAGUUAACCAUAUACUGGAUGGAGCCAAUUUAGAGGAUGCAAGAAGCAAAAGGUGGUAGCUGCCAGCUGAAUGCCUUCUGCUGGUCCGGAGGAAGAUAUGUGGCCUGCGGAACUGUGUGCCUGGCUGAACUCUUGGACCAGCUGAUGUGACUGCCUCUUUUGGCCAACUGUUGCUACAAAUUAGUGUGAAAAGUCAAAGGUUCCUAGAAGCUCAUUUACGUGGCCAGUGAUCUCUCCGUAUUGCAGCCCUACAACGAGGACCUUAACGUGACAGCAUCUGACCACUUGCAAGUGUCUAGCUGUUCAUCUGUGUGAUGAUCAUCUAACAUUUAAAGCAGUGUUCUUUCCUUUUUUUUAAUCUUUUCAUUCUUGGAUGUAUAAAGUGAAUUAUUUGGCUCCUGUAAGUAUCCUCUAUGCAUCUGUUUGAUCAUGUAUUUAUAUGUUGUACACAGUACUGGCCAACUCUGUAAAUGGAUGUAAUGUACAUAGAACAUGAAGGGUUCUCUUUUUUUUCCCCCCUUGAUUUUCAGGCUCUACAGCAGUAUUGCAUUAAAGUGGUGUUAGUUAUUAAUCUGCAUCUGUAGUCAGAGCCACUGUAUUCUGUCUUGCCUAAUGUGAGGCUCAACAUGCGAAGGUGUCUCUUGGCUCUGACGGCCUCCCUCUCUGCCCAGCUGUCCGUGCUGCGUCGCGCAGGUGGACUGAUGUGCGCACUCGAGGAUGACCUGCUGGGACUGGCCAGGUUGAGUGUACUUCACUGUUCACUCCUCUGAGCUGUUUCUCUGUGGUAGUUGCCAGUUGUUGCUGUAACCGAGUCUCCUAGAGCGUUGUUGCAAAAAGGUGAACAUCUUAGUGCAUCCGUGGAUUGACUGAGAGCAAAAACACGAUUCUUCCUCUUCGGUGCAAUUACCUCUCAAGAGUGAAUUGCUUCAGUGGGGGAAGAAGGCAGCCUGCUGUUUUAUUGAAGCAGACAGUAGCAAGGAUUGUUGUUUUUUACUUUUUUUCCUGCCUGUCCCUUUUCUAGCUCUAUCCUACCUCCCUUAACCAUGCACUUUUUUUAAUCAUAGAUCUCCCUGUUUGAGAUGCAAUCCUGAGGGAUGCAACAAGUCUAGUCUCUGAAAUGGUCUAUCCUUAAUGCAUUGACAGCCUUAUAUUGCAGGCAUGAGAGAUGGAAACCAAUGCGUGUGCGCGCACACGCUGGGAUGAACUGAACUGCAGUAUUAGCGAAGUCGGAGCGGAGGUGUGAAAACCUGCUUACCAAAGAUAGGGAGCAGAGCUGGGGCGGUCUGGCUCUGUCUCCUUUGGGGCCACUGUAGUGUACAGUUUGAAGCUGGUCUGGUUUGCAGAGCCCCUCAGGGGGCCUGCUCAUGUAUGUCCCUUGUGGUAUUGGAAAAAUAAACACUCUGUAAAACCUG